GACGAAAAGAACUUGAUUCAAAACAAGGUAAAAAAAGACCAGACUUCUGUCUGUGUAUACAACAGAACUACAUGUAUGGUAGAAUGUCACAGACGGAAAUCGGAAGCCAAUAUGAGAAUCAUUCAACAGAUGCGACACAAGCCAAAGACAAAGAACCAAUAGUGAGAAAUUGUGAGAAUGGUUGUCAAAAUACGGAAUUUGAAGUUCCAUGUAACUGUACUGUCUCUCAGUCAAAGUGUCGGAACAGACAGUACUCGCAGGCUGAACCAAAGCCCAACAGAAAGAGAAAAAAGAAGAGAUAUCUGAAACAAUUGUCGUCUAAGGUUGGAAUACCAAACGAUUCAUCUUCGGCAACAGAGAACAGAAAACACAGGGCGUUAAGUGAGACCGGGGAAGCGCUGGGGAGAGGCAGUCCGUUCAUUUACUGUAGAUUUAUUGUCAAGUUUCCAAUACUAGCCUUUUUGCUGUCGUCGACUCUACACGUGUUUGCAAUUGUGGCUACUGUUUCCUUGGUUGUGACCGGGGACAACGUGUUUCCAACCGAUUUCAAAAAGUUACCCUUGGUCUUGUACGAUGACAGCAGCAGAAAGCGAGAUUUGGCGUGGCGGAGCCGGGACGCCUUCUCUAUGAGGAUCACACGACCCGUGUACGGCAUCUACUACCCUACUUGGGUGGGAGGACAGGUCAAGGACAUUUUAGAAGUCAUUUUAGAGGUCGACGAUGGAAGCAUAUUUAGUAAAAAUAAUCUUUACCUAAUUCAACAAAUAGAAAAUCUGCUGUUUAAUUUCAAAGAUUACAAGUCUACAUACUGCCAAAGAGAUGAGUUAUAUGAGUGUGUGAAGCCUUGGUCGAUUAUUCGGCUGUUUGAUGGAACGUAUAAAAGUGUUGAUUCAAGUUUCUAUAAUCCAAAUUUCGAUCAUCCAACAGACGUUUUAUGUAAUGCAAAGAAAUUCACGGAAACAAAGGAAUUUGUGGAGUAUCUGUUUCCCAAAGGAUAUGAUCCCUGUCAGUCCGGAAGUGAUUCCUCUAUGACGAGGAUAUUUUUAAUCAUGGGAUAUCCUUUGUUGGGCAGCAACAGUAACUCUCGAAUCAACAACUUCUUAAUAAAUGAAGUUAAGCCACACGUGGAGAGCAUACGAGAUAAUAUUAUUGGAGAUAGAAUGCAUUUAUACUACACCAGUAAAAUGAUAUUUGACAGCGACGUUACUCAGCAGGCCUUUGACGACAUGUUAUUUGCAAUUGGAAGUUUUCUCUUCAUAUUCCUUGUUAUGUGGAUUCAAACAAAGUCGUUCUUUAUAACAACGUUCGGGAUUUUCAGUAUAUUAACAAGCUUUCUACUGGCCAAUUUAGUUUAUCGAUAUAUCUUCAGCUAUGAAUACUUUGGAUUUUUUCACAUUAUUUCGAUGUUCAUUAUCCUUGGAAUCGGUGCAGACGACGUGUUUGUAUUCUAUGACUGCUGGCGCCUUACUGAUGACGUCAACUAUCCAAGUUUAGCUCACCGUCUGACUGACUGUUACUACAGGGCCGCCAAAACUACUUUUGUCACCUCAGUCACAACAAUGGCAGCAUUUCUUGUCAGCGGCAUGUCUCCAUUGCUGCCGGUGGCAUCUUUUGGUCUGUUCACCGGCAUUUUGGUUGGUGUUAACUAUAUAUGUGACCUAGUCUACUUUCCAACGGCUAUCGUUUUAUAUUCACAGAAAAUAAGACCUAAAACCACAAAGUGUUAUGAUUGGAUAAGUAAAAAAGUUCACUGUUUGAAAGGUAUCAAAUGCAAGCUAGACAUGUGCAAGAAAAGCGAAAACUUGCGAGGAAAAGAUUCAGAAAAAACGACGCCAUCUAAUUCAUCUGUAUCGUUUUUGUGCUCUCCGCGACAGACGGCCAAAGAGGAUUCCAGUCGUCUGUUCCCGAAAUUACCGCCAAUUUCUCAAAUAAGGAAUUUAGAUCAUUUACAAUUCUCCGAUACUUUUAAUACUGAAAAGAAUUUUAAACCAAAACAAUCCACUGACAAAACAAACACCACGCGAAAAGAAUUUGAGGAACGAAUGCUGGUUGUUCGGUUCCUUCGUCACGGGUUCUAUUCGUUCCUUUCCCUUCGAAUAGUGCGACUAGUUUUACUGGUCUUGUUCUUGGGGAUGUCGGCCUUCUUGAUCUAUAGUGCAACCAAUUUGGAACCUGACAGCAAGCAAGUUCAGAUUUUCCGAUCAUCUCACAAUCACGGCAAAGCAUCCUUCCAUCAUUAUUACUCGUUCCAAAGAAACUUUGAAGAAGAAUACACCAGUGUGUAUCUGGUGUGGGGGAUGAUGGAGAAGGACACCUCUCCGUGCAGUCGGAAGUCCUCGGAUUUCUGCAGUGGAACAAUGGUUUGGGACCAGUCCUUUAAUUCUUCCUCACCAGAAGCACAAAUGGCAAUUUAUAAUUUGUGUCGACGAUUGGAAAAUGCCAGCGAUUCUGAAAUACAACGACUGAAAAUAAGAAGAAAUUCGUUAACUAAUAAACCGGAAGUCAGUUGCUAUCUGACAGCCAUGGAGCGAUUCCUUCAGGAAGAUGUUACAAAUAACAGACAAGGGUAUCCACCAGAUCUUGAUGUCAACGUUCCAAUGGAUCGCGGAAACAUGACAAAAUUCAUGAUUUCCAACAAAAAUAUCUACAAACACCCAAACACUCUUCCGGCUCAUUUCAAUAGAUGGCUUGAGAUUGGACUUGGGUACUGGAUAACCAACAGAUAUACAGGCACAAUUCACGAAGACUACUUUCUGUACAACCACCUUAUUGGCGAGCAAUACGUCAGAGGAGAAACAACUAUCGCACAGAACACGCAUUUAGGGUUGUUUUAUGGUACCAAAAUAAGAUAUUUCGGUAUCCAGGUCAACUUGACAGUUAGCGUCUUCACCCUGGGCUUGGCUGAGGGCAAGCCAGUGUACCAGGCUUGGGAACAACUGAUGGUCGAUGCGAAAGAAAAAAUGCCAGCUUCCUUGGGGAAUGGCUUCCAGUGCACUAGGAACACUUGGCAUUGGAUACGAGUACAGGAGGUACUCUCCGAGUCGGCUGUGAUGGGGAUCAUUAUUGGGCUGUCCGUGGCCCUGCCUGUCCUCGUCCUUACAACCAUGAACAUCAUCAUCGGGUUCAUAGCAUGGACCGUGAUUGUCAUGGUGACGGUGUGUGUCGUGGGAUCUAUACCACUCCUGGGCUGGAAAUUGGGGGUCCUGGAAUCGCUCAACCUGUGUAUGGUGGUCGGACUGGCAGUGGAUUACGUGGUCCAUCUCGCCGAGGCCUACAACGUGUCUCCAUACAUCAGACGCCAAGACAAGACGCGCAACAUGCUGGAGAAGAUGGGCCUCUCCGUCCUCUCGGGCGCUUUUACAACCUUUGGGGCUGCUCUGUUUAUGCUGGGGGCCCAAAUUCAGUUUAUCUACCAAUUUGGUAUAUUUGUUAUGAUCACAGUGUGUGCAUCUAUGUUAUUUUCUAUGUUUGCAUUCACUUCCUUGAUGUUAGUCCUUGGACCUGAGGGUAAUACGGGUUCUGUAAAGGCAUUGGUUAAAUGGAUUUUCUGCUGUCACGGUAAACAAAAUGGUAAAAAUCAAGAUUCAGAUGUACAACCAAAUCCUGCAUGAGGACCUAUGUUUGACCUGCCUUUCUUCUUAGUGCCAAAUAUGAUCCUUAAUGUCUUUCAUUGUAUAUGGGAACUAUUUUAUGUGCUGUUAUAAUUUUAUUAUGUUUAUGAAUUAAAAGACAUUGAACUGUU
Magallana angulata is the source of this 3742-nucleotide messenger RNA. RefSeq lists its product as uncharacterized. The transcript has 10 exons. Bases 72 to 3611 code for a protein of 1179 amino acids. The record is from RefSeq and is a predicted model, not a curated record. Lineage: Eukaryota; Metazoa; Mollusca; Bivalvia; Ostreida; Ostreidae. Gene Ontology annotation, cellular component: membrane.